Pseudo-nitzschia multistriata is the source of this 2133-nucleotide messenger RNA. The record is from the annotation of a GenBank genome assembly. Lineage: Eukaryota; Bacillariophyta; Bacillariophyceae; Bacillariales; Bacillariaceae.
UGCAUAAGUUUGAUCACAAUUUCAUUUAGUCAUUGAGUACGGUGCUACCCAGCCCUCACUGAAACUUUUUCCAUCUCAAUUAAAUCAUGAUUUCCGAACCAGCAAAUGACGCCUUAGGUAAGAACUAGAUGUGCAUUUUCCUCCGAAAGAAAGCGGCAUAUCGCAUAUGUAUUACAAAACAGACUAUUUUUAAUGCAAUGAAAUAGUUUAACUUAAUCGAAUCUUCAAUUUGAAAUACCUUACGUGAACGAAAAUUGGCCCUGCAGAGCAUAGAAAAAGCGAUUACAAGAAAACCGUCGAUGCAGGUGAAGGCCGUCGACGACGGGCAGAUACUACGUUGAGGAUCAGAAAGCAAAAGAAGGAACAGCAACUUAAGAAGAAGAGAGCCGAUGCCGUGGUUGCUUCCGCAGACACAAUUUCAAAUCUGCAGCCCGAUACAAAUAUAUGCCCGAACAGACCAGAAUCGAAACCAACAAUCAACGACGCUCCUCGUCUGAAAGCAAUACUGACAAACCCUUCUACAUCGGAACAAGCUCUAGUGGAAGCUACGAAAGGCUUCCGCCGUAUUUUAUCCGUAGAGAAAAAUAUUCCGGCACAAGAGUUGGUUGAUUGUGGCAUCGUUCCGUAUCUUGUAAGAAAUCUAUCUUCAUCUUCGACAGCCCUAGUUUUUGAGUCUGCAUGGGCACUGACGAAUAUCGCAUCUACUGAAUGCACGAUUGAUGUAGUGAAAGCAGGAUGUGUCAAACCUCUAGUCCAACUUUUGUUACAUACCGAUGCGAAUAUUCGCGAACAAUCAGCUUGGUGCCUAGGAAAUAUUGCAGGGGAAGGACCUAAUUUCAGAGACAUUGUUUUGCAAGAGCAAGCUCUUAGCUCACUAUUGAUGAAUGUGGCCAAUGCACACACUAUGUCUCUAUUGGAAAAUGUAGUGUGGACAAUCUCGAACUUGUGCAGAGGAACUCCCUCUCCACCCAAAGAGACGACAGCCCCUGUUAUCUUCCCGUUGGUUUCACUCCUUGAUAAGCCUAUAUCUGAUGGGGUGAAAGUUGAUAUUUUAUGGGCUUUAAGUUACCUGUCGGAUGGUGAUGAACAAAAGAUUGAAUUAGUGCUUGGUUCUGGAGUUACAUUGAAGCUUGCUCAUCUUUUACAAAACGAUAGUUUGAAGGUCAGGUGUAUGACUCCAAUCGUCCGUAUUCUUGGCAACUUCGUCUCGGGAAGUGACAACCAGACACAAGUUGUUAUCGAUUCAGGCAUUAUUGAUCGCCUCCCUUUUCUUUUAGGAAGCCGAUCGAAGACAAUUCGGAAGGAGUCAUCAUGGCUUGCUUCAAAUAUUGCAUGUGGUAAUCACAAACAAAUUACGAUGCUUAUGAAGAACACAAAAGCACUGACGCAGAUCAUCACAAAUGCCAAAAACGAUACUUGGGAAGUACGCAAAGAAGCUUUAUGGGCUCUUGCGCAUGUUUGUACGAGCGGGACUUCGAAGCACACCGAGUCUCUGGUUGAAAGCGGUGGGUUAGAACCCCUCAUUUCCGUAUUGGCAGUAGAAAACAUGGACCCAUCACUUCUAGUUGCUAUUCUGGAUGCCAUCAGGAAAGUUUUGGAAGUCGAUGAAGCAUCUCCUUUUCCGAAAAGAUAUGAUCAGAUUAUUGAUGAAUGCAACGGAAUUGAAUAUCUCGAAGAGCUGCAGACUCAUCCAAGCGAAACUGUAUACGAGAAAGUUGUUAGCCUCAUUGAAGACUAUUUUGGCGUUGAUGACGAGGGGGACGAGAACCUUGCUCCAGAACUGAACGAAUCGGGUACCUUUGGAUUUGGACUAGCAUCGCCGAAACAGCUUUUCACAAAUUUCACUGCAAAUGCUGUCAGCAGCUCCCCGAAUGCAUCAUUUCCGUUUGGAAGCGUCUCGACAAAUACAUUCUAUCCUGUUUAAGGAUAUUCACAAUUGAUUAUAAUUAACAUCUUCCUUUAUGGGGAAAGAAGGAUUUUAGUCAUGAUCAAAAAUCCAGGUGGCACAAAUUUUAACCCACCACCCCCCACCGCUAAAGAAUCUGCAGAAUCAAAGUCCUUCACAUUACCGCUAUGCGAUUGAUAGAUUGGUGAGAUCAGAAAUUUGUGUUUUAAUAAUCUAUGAUCAGGUAA